Messenger RNA from Nothoprocta perdicaria, 771 nucleotides. RefSeq names its product aquaporin 8 (gene AQP8). The transcript is spliced from 5 exons. Gene Ontology annotation, molecular function: water channel activity. Gene Ontology annotation, cellular component: plasma membrane. The record is from RefSeq and is a predicted model, not a curated record. NCBI's taxonomy places the organism in Eukaryota, Metazoa, Chordata, Aves, Tinamiformes, Tinamidae. Gene Ontology annotation, biological process: water transport; transmembrane transport. The coding region runs from base 1 to 771 and encodes 256 amino acids.
AUGGAUCCCGAGGGCGCCCCGGCCGCCAAGGGGCUGCAGGUGCUGGAGGCGCCGGAGCAGCGGCGGCCGCGGGCGCCCUGGUUCGAGCGGCACGUGCAGCCGUGCGUGGCCGAGCUGCUGGGCAGCGCGCUCUUCAUCUUCAUCGGCUGCGCCUCCGUCGUCGAGAGCGCGGAGGGCGCGGGGCGGCUGGCGCCCGCGCUGGCGCACGGGCUGGCGCUGGCGCUCAACAUCGCCGUGCUGGGCGCCAUCAGCGGAGGCCACUUCAACCCCGCCGUGUCCCUGGGCGCCUGGCUCGUCGGCGGCCUCAGCCUGCCCAUGUUGCUGCCCUACUGGGUGUCCCAGCUCUGCGGCGGCGUCAUCGGUGCCGCGCUGGCCAAGGCAACCACGGCCGGCGAGCGCUUCGCCAACGCCAGCGGAGGAGCCUUCAGCACCAUCGGCUCCGACGGGCAGGUGCCGGCGGCGCUGGGCGCCGAGGUGGUGCUCAGCGCGCUGCUCGUGCUCACCGUCUGCAUGGGCGCCCUCAACGAGCGCACCCGCACACCGCUGGCGCCCUUCUGCAUCGGCUUCGCCGUCACCGCCGGCAUCCUGGCAGGCGGUGCUGUGUCCGGAGCCUGCAUGAAUCCAGCCAGAGCCUUCGGGCCGGCACUCGUGGCCAAUCACUGGGACUAUCACUGGGUUUACUGGGUCGGGCCCAUGCUGGGCGGCCUCAUCGUGGGCGCCCUGAUCAGGCUCCUGCUGGGCGACCAGAAAACCCGUCUGCUGCUGCGGUGA